Exophiala spinifera is the source of this 4500-nucleotide messenger RNA. RefSeq lists its product as uncharacterized. Gene Ontology annotation, biological process: phosphatidylcholine metabolic process. Gene Ontology annotation, cellular component: endoplasmic reticulum. Bases 1 to 4500 code for a protein of 1499 amino acids. The record is from RefSeq and is a predicted model, not a curated record. Gene Ontology annotation, molecular function: phosphatidylcholine lysophospholipase A1 activity. The transcript is spliced from 2 exons. Lineage: Eukaryota; Fungi; Ascomycota; Eurotiomycetes; Chaetothyriales; Herpotrichiellaceae.
AUGUCUUCUUCGGCAUCCAAUGCGGCAUCGUCGAUGGGCGUGCAUACGUCUUCCUCGCUUCCCACCCUCUCUGCCUCCAUGAAACCACUGGGAUACCAAGUUGCGGGCAGAGGUUCGUCCUCGGGCUUCAGUCGUGCUCUUGUGGGAGCUGUGACAUUCUUACCAGGGGGUCUGUUUUGGCUCAUUACGUUUACAACAAUUACACUGCCAACAUGGUUGUUCACCUUGUUCUCCAUGAGCCUAACUUUCACCAUGAACUUCACCACACUGCUCCUGAUCGUUCUCGCUAUAGUCUCCACCAUCAGCUGGUUCGUUCGCUAUCGCUUCCUCAAUGUAUACACUCGUCUGCCGCAGGAGCCUCAGAGAAAAGAGCCGCAGUUAGAUCUAUUCCCAGACACUCAAGAAGGAGAUUCAAAGCCAGGGCUAUCAAACUAUCUCGAUGAAUUUCUGAGUGCAAUCAAGGUGUUUGGAUACCUAGAAAGACCCGUCUUCCAUGAGUUGACGAGGACAAUGCAGACUAGAAAGCUCAUUGCUGGGGAAACUCUACUGCUCGAGGAAGAGAAGGGCUUUUGUCUGGUCGUGGAUGGCCUUGUCCAAAUCUUUGUCAAGUCGCUGAGGGACGCUUCUGAUGACAGUGCUGAGCAAAUAGACCUCUUCGGCGAAGAAGAGGGGUACCAUGAAGGCAAUCAAGGAUACCAAUUGCUUACAGAAGUCAAGAAUGGAGCGUCCAUGUCCUCUCUCUUCUCCAUCUUGUCACUCUUCACUGAAGAUGUAAAGCUACGCCACGACGACGGAAACCCUACUGCCGCAGUAUUUCAUAAUAGCACCUCUCAUACACCCGAGUCAGGCAUUGCUAGUCCUGCAACCCAGCCAUCGACGCCAGCUGUGGCAGCCCAUGGCCCUCCAGGUCAUAUGCAUAGGAAAAGACUGCCCUCGGUCCCACCGUUGACUCUUGAGCCUCCCUUUGACGAGCACGAAUACCCACAGUCUGAAGCGAAUCGGAGGAAGGCAACCUCAGCACACCCUGACAUUGUUGCCCGUGCUACAGUGGACACCACAAUUGCGAUCAUUCCAGCAAGCGCCUUUCGUCGAUUGACGAGAGUAUAUCCCAAAGCCACCGCUCAUAUAGUCCAGGUGAUCUUGACACGACUGCAUCGGGUAACAUUGUCAACCGCUCACCAGUACCUAGGAUUAACUUCGGAGGUUCUGCAGAUUGAGAAGUCAAUGAACAGAUUUACGAGCUUUGAUCUGCCCAACCAUCUGCGAGGGAACGCCCUCGACAGAUUGAAGGACAAGUUCACCAAAGAACGGGAUCGCAUCGGCCCGGAAGAGCUGACCAAAGGAAUCGCACUGCACAAUCCCUCUGUAGGCAGGCGGAGGUCGUCAAGCGGACUACGACGGGAAGCUGCUAUCGCCGCCAGGGCUGCUACUGCCCGUGGACCUCCACUAGCAAUGACUCCGAAUGUCCCACGUCCAGUGUUGGGUGAUAGAAAUGUUAGUUCUGGUGAUCUUCACGGAAGCUCAAGACCCAGCCAGAGACCAACUAGCAUGCACGUUCGAUCGACUUCCAACUGGACGGGCAUGGGUGCCCCCGAAGCAUCAAAGUUGGACCUCAGUAGCCCCAUGGCAAAUCGUGAGCAGGCCUACUUUUCUCCAUUCGGCAGUGAGAUACCCCAUCGACAAGAUUCUGUGGCCGAAGAUGGCUUGUUCAGGGAGUCUAUCUUGGAAUGCAUGGCCAAGGCACUCGGCCUCAGCGAGCCUAUUAAUCAGUCGUUGAAGCGUGGAGCUGCUUCUGUCGAACAGAGCCCACGUCUCAUUUCGUACGAUGCAAGAAGACAGACUGCGAUUUUCAACAACGCAUUCGGGUUCAUCGACCCCUAUGACGAGCUGGCUGACGGUGAUUCCGAGUCAGUGUCUACGUCGGUAACCAAUGUCAGUGGCCUGCACGGCCAGUCUCUCCAUGACGAACUGAUCGAUGAUGUGGAGAUUGUUUUCUUUCCCAAAGGAUCAGUUCUGCUUGAGCAGGGUGAGAGAAACCCUGGUCUUUACUAUGUUAUCGACGGAUUCCUGGACGUCAGUAUCCCGGUCGAAGAGAAGGAGGAAAGGAAAAUGGCUUAUCCAUCGAGAGCUAGCACAAAUGGUCAUGACGAGCCGUUCCCACGACUACGGCGCACAAAAACAUCGACCUCUCGGGCUUCAUCGAUUCCAGGUGGUCCUGGUCAGUCAAAAGAAGGGAAGCGAAUGGUCCAAAAGUCGUUGUUCUUGGUAAAGCCUGGAGGCAUCGCGGGAUACAUCGGCACUCUGUCAUCUUACCGUUCUUUCACUGAUGUCACGGCCAAGACAGAUGUGUACGUGGGAUUCCUGCCACGUGCAGCUCUGGAACGUGUUGCGGAGAGAUAUCCUAUUGUUCUGUUGACGAUGGCUAAGCGCUUGACAAGUCUGCUUCCGCGUCUCAUCCUUCACAUCGACUUUGCCUUGGAAUGGGUUCAAGUUGAUGCCGGCCAGGUCAUACAUCAUCAAGGAGAUGAUAGUGAUGCCAUUUAUAUUGUUCUAAAUGGUCGACUAAGAGCAGUCCGCGAAGCUGAUGGUGGCAAUAUGCGGGUGACCGGCGAAUAUGGCCAGGGAGAGAGCAUUGGAGAACUCGAAGUCAUGACAGAUGCAACCAGACCGGCGACAUUACAUGCAAUACGAGACACGGAACUCACAAAGUUCCCAAGGAGCUUAUUCAACAGUCUUGCCCAGGAGCACCCGACAAUCACGAUACAGAUAUCAAAACUUAUAGCUCAACGAAUGCGAGCGUUGGUGGAGGCCCCAUCAACGGAGAAGGGCCAGGAGAGAAAGAAAGCUGCGGUGGGCGAAUCUCAGUCGUCAAAUUACAAUUUAAGGACCAUAGCGGUAUUACCAGUGACGGCUGGAGUGCCGGUGAUCGAGUUUGGUAAUCGACUGUUGGCUGCCUUGAGUCAGGUCGGCGUUCUAAACGGUGUCUCCCUACUGAACCAAGCCAUCAUUCUCAACCAUCUUGGGCGUCACGCUUUUAGUCGAAUGGGUCGGCUGAAAUUGUCUCAAUAUCUUGCAGAUCUCGAAGAAAAAUACGGCAUGCUGCUCUAUGUUGCUGAUACAAGUGUCAACGCUCCGUGGACACAGACUUGCAUUGCGCAAGCUGAUUGCAUCUUGUUGGUCGGGCUAGCUGAGGCCUCUCCCAGCAUUGGGGAGUACGAGAGAUUUCUGCUCGGCAUGAAAACGACAGCCCGCAAGGAUCUUGUUCUUCUCCAUGUUGACCGAUAUGUUCAACCUGGACUUACAAGGAAGUGGCUGAGGAAUCGAAUGUGGAUCAAUGGGGGGCACCAUCACCUCCAGAUGGCCUUCCGGGUCAGUCCUGAAGCUACGCCUCAUGCUCAGCCUAGGCGACUUGGAACUGCCAUUAAGCAGAGAGUGCAGGUCAUCCAAGCGGAGAUACAGAAGUACACAUCAAGGAGAGUUCGGCAAGCUCCUCUUUACUCGACAGAGACACCGUUCAAAAGUGAUUUUCAUCGGCUGGCACGACGACUGUGCGGCAAGUCUGUGGGCCUCGUCCUUGGUGGCGGGGGUGCUCGCGGUAUAGCCCAUGUUGGAGUCAUCCGAGCUCUGGAGGAGGCUGGCAUCCCCAUCGACAUAAUUGGCGGCACAUCGAUCGGAGCGUUCAUGGGUGCUCUCUACGCGCGCGACGCCGACGCGGUACCUAUGUUCGGCCGAGCGAAGCAGUUUGCAGGUCGAAUGGGUAGUAUGUGGCGAUUCGCCUUAGACCUUACCUACCCGACUGCUUCGUACACGACGGGCCACGAGUUCAACCGGGGUAUCUUCAAGAUUUUUGGCGAUUCACAGAUCGAAGACUUUUGGCUCUCAUUCUAUUGCAACACGACCAACAUUAGUAAGUCCAGAGCGGAGAUUCAUACGUCGGGAUACGCAUGGCGAUACGUCCGUGCAAGCAUGUCUUUGGCCGGCUUAAUUCCACCAAUUUGUGACGACGGUAGCAUGCUCCUAGACGGUGGAUAUAUCGACAAUCUUACCGUUGCUCACAUGAAGAGUCUGGGAGCAGACCUCGUGUUCGCCGUGGACGUGGGUAGCCUGGACGAUGAUACACCGCAGCAAUAUGGUGAUACGCUGUCUGGAUUUUGGGCACUUUUGAACCGCUGGAAUCCCUUCUCCUCCAUACCAAAUCCGCCCACACUCAGUGACAUCCAAGCACGAUUGGCGUACGUAAGUUCUGUGGAUGCGCUGGAAAGAGCAAAAAACACACCGGGCUGCCUGUAUAUGAGGCCGCCCAUUGACGCGUAUGGGACACUGCAGUUUGGAAGUUUCCAAGAGAUUGUCGAGAUAGGGCACUCUUACGCGAAGGAAUUCCUGGCUCGCUUGAAGAAUGGAGGAGAACUGGACGGUGUGAUCGAUGCAUGGGCUGCAAACAACGAUGAGAAGGGCAAGCAGCUUCUUCGGGCCAUGGCACCGAGAAGAGCGUCGAUAUAA